AUGGCCAAGUCACUGAAUCUUUCCGCUGCCUUUGCCUUACUCUUCCUAGCGGCCACGGUCCGAGCCGGUGACCCUGAACUUAUCUCUGACUUUGCCGUCCCCGAAGGGGUGGACGGAAGCAAGCUCGACGGGGUGUUCUUCACCUACACCGGCCUCCGGGGCCGGGCUCCAUCCUCUAGCGUUGGCCUCGGCCGCAAGUCGGUGUCGGUUAAGGAGUUCCCCGCCCUCGGUGGCAUGGGGCUCUCCAUGGAACUCCUCGAGUUUGCGCCCGGGGCAGUCAACGUGCCGCAUGUGCACCCUCGUGGGGGGGAGAUCCUCUUCGUGCUGGACGGCGCGUUGACGGUGGGAACCGUGGACACCACCGGGAAGCUGUACAAGAAUGACUUGCAGAAGGGAGAUGUUUUUGUUUUCCCAAAGGGGUUGGCUCACUACCAAGCUAACUUCGACAAGAGCAACAAGGCCCUGGUGAUAUCGGCAUUCGGGAGCUCGAACGCCGGCGAGCUGUCGCUACCAAAGAGCCUGUUCGGGUCAAGCGUGCCGGACGAGGUGCUCACGAAGGCAUUCAAGGUGUCUGCGGACACCGUGCAGCAGCUCAAGAGUGGGCAGAACUGA
Messenger RNA from Malania oleifera, 612 nucleotides. RefSeq names its product germin-like protein 9-3. Gene Ontology annotation, molecular function: manganese ion binding. The transcript has a single exon. The coding region runs from base 1 to 612 and encodes 203 amino acids. Gene Ontology annotation, cellular component: cell wall. NCBI's taxonomy places the organism in Eukaryota, Viridiplantae, Streptophyta, Magnoliopsida, Santalales, Ximeniaceae. The record is from RefSeq and is a predicted model, not a curated record.